AUCGGACGUUUUACUGUAGCUCAUUCUUCGAGUAUUGUGCUACAGUACCCAACUGUCCCCACACUGUCAUCUUGAAAGGUCACAAAGACAUUGAAAAAUGAUCGAACCAUCGUCUUCAGGAUGGGAAGUUUUCAAAGAACCGAAGGGUUUUAUCAAAAUCCUUGAAGUUCUUUUAGCGAUCUCUGCAUUCGCAACAACUUGCGACUUCUCAACUAGUGUCAAGCUAACGUAUAAAUGUCCAAACGCCACAUCAUGGAGUGCCAAUUUUUCAUACCCCUUCAGUAUUGAUUCUAUUGUGCUUCCUCAAUGCAAUACCAUGGAUAGUAAACACCUGUAUGGAAAUUUCGCUUCGGCAGCACAGUUUUAUGUUUUUGUUGGUGUAAUAACUAUGCUUUUCUGCGUUGCUAUUAGCGUUUAUUAUGUCUAUUUCCAUGAUCGUUAUUUGACUGAUUCGCAAUUUAGUAAAUAUGAAUUCAUCGUCUCGAUCGUCAUUGUUCUGUUAUGGUUUAUUGCCUCUUGCGCAUGGGCUGAUAAUGUGAAUCAGUUUAAAACCUACACAUCAGUAAGCCGGAUCUGCAAUGAGUUGGGGCCUAAAGUGCCUUGUGAAGCUAUACAACAAGCUACAUAUGGUGGACUCAACGUAUCUCUGAUAUUUGGAUUUACCAAUGUAGCUCUAUGGGCAGUUGGUUUAUGGUUCAUAUGGAAAGAAACUCCAUGGUCUGGGAAUAAUAAUUCUAUUCUUGGACCGGAAAAUAUUGCCACUGCUGCCGAUGGAUCUCAAAUGUAGUUAAAAAAUCCCCCGCAUAUUUUCUUGUUCUAUUCUUUCCACAAUAAGAAGAUCAACUACAUUAUUUCGUGUGAUAAUAAAAAAAACAUUCACUUGUAAAUCAUUCAUUUAUCAGUUGUUAUGUUCUUUCGUACAUUUGUUUUUCUACUUAAAAAAAAAUCAAAAUUGUCAAGCGAAAAAAAAAAGAAUUCGUUUCGUCUAUUUCAUACACGAUAAAAUUGUUGUUUUUACACAUUUAUAAAAUUGUUCGUCACUACUACAUCAUCAAUAACAACUCUGUGUGUUACAAGAUCAAUUUCUGAAACUGGAUAUUUUCAUAGGCCAAACUUCAUUUUUUUUAUUCUUUCUAAGUACAUUGUCCCAAUUUUUUUGUUUGUCGUUAUAUCUUUCCUUUUUUCAUGGUGACAAUAUUUUUGUUGUGAUCGUUAAACAGUUGUUACAUACUACAAUAUUGGCAUAUCACAUAAUAUACCAAAUAUGAUUCAAUGUAGUAUACUUCUGUAUUUUAUGAAGUCAGUUGUAGGGUCCCUCAUAGUACGAGAUAAGUUAUUAUCUUCAUGAAUAUAAUUUGACAUAUUUGUGGUAAAUAUAAUUAUCAUCCUAAUCGAUAAA
Molecule: messenger RNA, 1399 nt
Organism: Schistosoma turkestanicum
Lineage: Eukaryota; Metazoa; Platyhelminthes; Trematoda; Strigeidida; Schistosomatidae
Source: the annotation of a GenBank genome assembly